Molecule: messenger RNA, 1288 nt
Organism: Theobroma cacao (cacao)
Lineage: Eukaryota; Viridiplantae; Streptophyta; Magnoliopsida; Malvales; Malvaceae
Source: RefSeq, a predicted model, not a curated record
AAAAUAAAAAACGGUAAUUCGAAAUGAAAAUUACUUAAUCCUUAAUCUAAGUUUUCCGUUGACAAGGACUCUACAACAAACCUAUGGGGUGCUCUUAUCAAAGUUUUCCUUGGAAAACCAAAAAUCGAAACCUUAUUAAACUUCCAUUUAACUAAACAGUUGCUCCUCCUGGAAAAGAUGAAAAAAGAAAAAACAGAGAAACUAAACAGUUUCUUUGUUAGUGGUACUAUUAAUAUCACAAACCAAAUUAAGGAAACGAACAAAAGAAACCGUUGAAUUACCUUUCGAUUUUCCUGGCUAAUCCUCCGCUUUGUUAAGAAAUCUUUGAUUUCCUUGGCGGAUUUCCCCUUUAUUCUGUCAUAUACCCCAAUUUUCCUUCACUUGGUUGUGCUUUCUUGAUUGAUUAAGAAAAAAACCCGGGUCAAAAUGAAUCAAGAAUCACAUUCUCCCAUCUUUUCUUCUUUCAAACUCACACCUUCUCUUCUUCUUUAGCCUUUCUUUUUUUAAAUCCUUUUUCUUGGUUUCGAGAGGGAGAGAGAUAGAAUAUACGGAACAUUAAUACCCUUUGGGAUAAAAAAUGACUCGUCAGGUUUUGAUAAGAUCACCGCCUUUGACAAGGAAGCAACCGUUUUUGUUAUCGGAGGAUCAGAAGACGGCGAGGAAAGGGAAGAAAUUCGGGGAAGUGGCCGGUGGGACCGCGGCGGAGUGUGCGGCGGUAUGUUGCUGCUGCCCGUGUACCGUCCUGGAGCUGCUUGUUUUGGGCCUUUAUAGGGUUCCCACUGGGCUUUACAGGAAGGCCUGGAAAAGACGGAAACGGCAGCGUUUGACGAAGAAGAAUCAAGGCUUGUUGGGCCAGUCUAAGGGUGGGCCCACGAGGGAAGAGUUGGAGGCUGAGCUGGAUCGGAUGGUGGGGAAAGUGGGGCAGGACGGUAAUGAUGAGUCCAAAGGAGCCGUAGAUUUGGAGAAGGAGAUGUGGGACCGGUUUUAUGGGACUGGUUUUUGGAGGAGUCCAUCACAGAGAGACACGUAACAUGUCACGUGAAGGAUGGAACUAAAUGGAUACAAAUCAAAUAUGGGAACCUUUUUGAAUGGGAAUUUUAUUUUUUGUGAAUACAAAAAAGGGUCAUUUGAGAUUUUUGUCUCACUUUUUAUUGAAUAUUAUUCGGUGUAUUUUCAAAGUUGGACAAACUAUUGCUGGAAAGGGCUCACGACUUUCCAUCCAUACAACAAUCUACGUGGUUAAAUAGAAUUCAAUAUCAGAGGUAAAUUGGUUGCUCAAUUUUCUUUA